This is a messenger RNA of Camellia sinensis, 2182 nucleotides long. RefSeq names its product 1-aminocyclopropane-1-carboxylate synthase 6. Gene Ontology annotation, molecular function: L-aspartate:2-oxoglutarate transaminase activity; pyridoxal phosphate binding; aromatic-amino-acid:2-oxoglutarate transaminase activity. The record is from RefSeq and is a predicted model, not a curated record. NCBI's taxonomy places the organism in Eukaryota, Viridiplantae, Streptophyta, Magnoliopsida, Ericales, Theaceae. Gene Ontology annotation, biological process: biosynthetic process; amino acid metabolic process.
AUCCAAAAAUUUUGAGGGAACAAAAAAGAAAAAAAAGAAGAUAUGGAGACAGAAAGUCUCAGAUAGAGAGAGAGAGAGAGAGUUGGUCACCUUCUCACUCAACAUCUCAAAAACUCUCUUCUCCAACGCUCCUUCGUACUCUCCGUCGUCGACCAGCACAAAGUCCGGCGGAUCAACCAUGACCCAACGAUGACCCUGACCCGAACCCCCCAAUCCGACGAAGAAUCCACAUCCACCAGUGGCGGCGGAGCCACCACUGCCAUGAGGGUCAUAGUGCCCUUACAAGGGGUAGUUCAAGGCAGGGGUGGCCUAGUUUUAGGGUCAAUCAUACCUUGCGCUCUCUUCUACUUCUUCCAACUCUACCUCAAGCGCAAAAACCGCUCUGACCCACCCACCACUCCGCCACCCACUCCUCCUCCGUCUGCGGCGGAGGUUUCUCAUGUGUUGAAUAGGGUUCACUCUCGGUCUAUUAGCUCCCCGAGAGGAGCUUAUGUUUCUUCUAGAGCCAAUUCUAUUGCUAAACAAAUCGACGGUCCGUACUAUGUCGGAUUAGACAAGGUUUCGGAGGACCCUUAUGAUUCUUCGACUAACCCAGAUGGUGUUAUUCAGCUUGGAUUGGCUGAAAAUUUGUUGUCAUGGGAUUUGGUUCAAGACUGGUUAGCAGAGAAUGCAAAGGAUUCAAUUAUUGGCGGGGAUUUGAAUAUAAGUGGGAUUGCAACUUAUCAGCCAUUUGAUGGAUUGAUGGAGCUGAAAGUGGCUGUGGCUGGAUUCAUGUCCCAAGUCACAGAAAGAUUGGUGUCCUUCAACCCGUCCCAAAUAAUAUUAACAGCCGGUGCAACCUCUGCAAUUGAGAUGCUCAGUUUCUGCCUGGCAGAUACAGGAAAUGCAUUUCUUGUUCCCUCGCCAUAUUACCCUGAUCUUGACAGGGAUGUCAAAUGGCGAACUGGGGUGGAGAUCAUACCUGUUCCUUGCCGCAGCACAGACAAUUUCAAUUUAAGUACAACCGCACUUGAUCGAGCAUUUACCCAGGCUAAGAAACGUGGUCUAAAAGUUCGUGGGAUUAUCAUUUCCAACCCAUCAAAUCCUGUGGGCAACGUGCUCAAUCGGGAAACACUUUACAGCCUUAUGGACUUUGCUACAGAAAAGAACAUCCACAUUAUUUCAAACGAGAUUUUGGCAGGGUCCACUCAUGGAAGCAAAGAGUUUGUUAGCUUGGCAGAGAUCAUUGAUUCGGAAGUCUUUGAUCGAAACAGAGUUCAUAUAGUUUACGGUCUCUCAAAAGACCUAUCUCUUCCAGGUUUUCAAGUUGGGGUUAUCUAUUCCUUUAAUGAGAAUGUUCUCACUGCUGCUAAAAGACUAGUGAGAUUCUCAUCGAUCUCAGCUCCAACCCAACUUUUACUUACCUCGAUGUUGUCCGAUAGGAAGUUCAUCAAGAAAUUUAUCAAGACAAAUCAAGAAAGGCUUCAAAAGAUGUAUACUGAGUUUGUGGUUGGGUUGAAGCAACUGGGUAUAGAAUGCACAAAAAGCAGUGGUGGUUUCUAUUGUUGGGCUGACAUGAGCGGGCUGAUCCGCUCAUACAGUGAGAAAGGCGAGCUUGAGCUCUGGGAUAAGUUGCUGAAUGUAGCUAAGAUUAAUAUAACUCCCGGAUCUUCAUGUCACUGUAUUGAACCUGGGUGGUUCCGGUGUUGUUUUACCGUGUUGACUGAAAAGGACAUUCCUGUAGUUAUGGAACGUAUUCGGAAAGUUUCUGAAACCUGUAAAUCGCAGUUGUAGGUUAGAAGCAGGCCCUUGGCUUUUAAUCCGAAGUAACAGAUACUGCUAAUGCAGUGGAUUAAGUUAGCCCGGAUUUUAUUAUGGCAUUUAAAGUUUGAUGGCUUCAUGAAAUAGUUCUCAUAUACAUCACAAGGAGAUCUGAGAUGGAGAUGGAAGUUCUGGUCUCGCAGUUUGGCUCAGGUUUUAUGCCAUUUGUUCUCCUUCACCAUUCAUGAUAUGGGUAUGUGAAUUCUUCCUCAGUUCUGCAACAUGUCAAUCCUAUCCAACCUCAGGCUCUGAAAUUGUAGAUAGGUAUUUGUCAUAAUGCAAAAGCAGUCGAGAAAGUAGAAACAAUGUCUAGUGAAAUUCAUUUCAAAAUUUCUUGUGCAGAAUUAUUAAUAUUAUUGAUUCACAGAUAGUUGAAAUUUUA